CACAUACUAACCUCCACCGAGCCUGAGCCCUGCUGCAGCACUCAGCCCAGCCUGCUCCAGCUAACACCCACCUUCCUCAUUCCAGCAGCAUAAGCUGAAGUCAUCGCAGAAAGACAAGGUUCGCCAGUUCAUGUCCUUCACUCAGGCCGGGGAGAGGACAGCGGUCUACUGCCUCACACAGAAUGACUGGAAACUAGAGGUGGCCACAGACAACUAUUUCCAGAACCCGGAUCUCUAUUACAAAGAAUCCAUGAAAACCACAGUGGACCGCAAGAAGCUGGAGCAGCUGUACAACCGAUACAAAGACCCUCAGGAUGAGAAUAAAAUUGGAAUCGACGGGAUCCAGCAGUUCUGUGAUGAUCUCACGUUGGAUCCGGCCAGCAUGAGCGUGCUGGUGGUAGCCUGGAAGUUUCGGGCAGCAACACAGUGUGAAUUUAGCCGGAAAGAGUUUCUGGAUGGCAUGUCUGAGCUGGGGUGUGACAGCCCAGAGAAACUGAAAUCCAUCUUACCCAGAUUAGAACAGGAACUGAAAGACUCCGGAAAGUUCAAGGACUUUUACCAAUUUACCUUCAACUUUGCCAAGAACCCCGGCCAGAAAGGUUUAGAUUUAGAGAUGGCUGUGGCCUAUUGGAAUCUAGUUCUGACAGGUCGGUUUAAGUUUCUCGAUCUCUGGAACAGAUUUCUUCUGGAGCAUCACAAGCGCUCCAUCCCAAAAGACACGUGGAAUCUCCUCUUAGACUUUGGAAACAUGAUUGCAGACGACAUGUCUAACUAUGACGAGGAAGGAGCGUGGCCCGUCCUCAUAGACGACUUUGUGGAAUUCGCUCGGCCAAUCGUUACCGCAGGCAAAUAUAAACACUUAUAAUUACCACCUCCCCUCCUCACGGAGAAAGACGUGACCUCUCUGUUUAGACUUUUUAUAUGAGAAAUACUCAAUAAAGAAACGAUGAGGGGAAAAAUACUAAAGACUUCAAAGAUCUGAGUGUGUUCUGCCAAACCUGAGCUGACGAGAGUUCGUGUUAGGUUUCACCACCAGGGGACGACGAUGAGCGAGUCACGGGAUACGGCUGGAGAAGCUUCGUGUGCCGUUUCUUCUGUGCUGCCCUGCCUUCAUACAGACUACAUGAGGGAUCCAUGCACCAGUUCUCCCAGUCAUUCAUCAGCCUACAUGUCUACAUGUCCCAAAAAGAUUCUUCUGCUUGGAAUGAGGUGGAAAGUUCAGCAUCAGAAGGAGAAGAUGAUCAAAGCUCGGAACAAGCAGUUUGUGUCUGCCCGAUGGAUUUUCACCUCUUUACAUUUGCCAGACUAAGAAAGGUGGACAUACUGACCGUUCUGGUUUCCACCAUCCAUCCAUCUGCACUCUGAAGGUGGUGGAAGAAAACGUAGCAUAGCUAUAGAGUGCCAAGCGUGGAACCUUUACAUAGGAAUUUAAUUCGAUUAUUAAUGUGUGUCGUAUUUGUGUUGGAUUUUAAGCUGUGUGAGUAAGUAAAGGAGAUGGAUACGAA
Molecule: messenger RNA, 1505 nt
Organism: Trichomycterus rosablanca
Lineage: Eukaryota; Metazoa; Chordata; Actinopteri; Siluriformes; Trichomycteridae
Gene: dcun1d2b
Product: DCN1, defective in cullin neddylation 1, domain containing 2b
Exons: 7
Coding region: 131-865 (244 amino acids)
Biological process (GO): protein neddylation
Cellular component (GO): ubiquitin ligase complex
Molecular function (GO): ubiquitin-like protein binding; ubiquitin conjugating enzyme binding; cullin family protein binding
Source: RefSeq, a predicted model, not a curated record